Molecule: messenger RNA, 474 nt
Organism: Strongyloides ratti
Lineage: Eukaryota; Metazoa; Nematoda; Chromadorea; Rhabditida; Strongyloididae
Product: High affinity copper uptake protein 1
Exons: 3
Coding region: 1-474 (157 amino acids)
Biological process (GO): copper ion transmembrane transport
Cellular component (GO): membrane
Molecular function (GO): copper ion transmembrane transporter activity
Source: RefSeq, a predicted model, not a curated record
AUGAAUAUGCUACUUCAUUUUGGAACUAAAGAGUUUAUUUUAUUUGAAUUUUGGAAAACAGGAAGUUUCAGUGGUAUAUUUGGUUCAAUGAUAAUAGUAUUUUUAAUUGCCUUUUUAUAUGAAGGUAUUCGAAAAGCAAGAAUUUGGAUGGCAAAAUAUGAAUUAAAAAAUAAAAAUAUGGAAAGUAAUCAAGAAAGUUUUGAUCAACCAUUAACUCCUGAUGUUAGAGCUAAUGCUAACAUAUCUGUACCAAAUAAUACAAUAUCUCAAUUUUCUUUUACUAAAUUUCCAUUAGAUAGAUUUAUUCAUGCUCUUCUUUAUGGAUUACAAACAACUAUAUCAUUUACUUUGAUGCUUAUUAUUAUGACUUUUAAUGGAUGGAUAAUAAUUUCAGCAAUAUUUGGCAUGACUAUUGGGUAUUUUACUUUUAAUAAAAGUCCACUUGAAGAGAUGUCACUCGGAACUUGUUGCUAA